Molecule: messenger RNA, 3512 nt
Organism: Mesocricetus auratus (golden hamster)
Lineage: Eukaryota; Metazoa; Chordata; Mammalia; Rodentia; Cricetidae
Gene: Fam222a
Product: family with sequence similarity 222 member A
Source: RefSeq, a predicted model, not a curated record
GCCGGCAGCUCGGCGAGAGGCUGCGCGCGCCGGCCAGGCCAGGCCGAGAGCCGGGCCCGAGGCUAGGCGAGGGUGCCGGGCGGUGCGAGGCUACGGUCCCGGGAGCUCCGGGGUCACGGGUGCGGGAGAGACCGGCGCACUGCCUUUGCUGCAGCGCUCGAGCCCCACGCCGGGUGCUCGUCUCUCCAUUCUCGAGUCUGCCCUGCGCCUGCCGGAUUCGCAGGUCCUCAGCGCCAAGGCCCGCGAGGCUGCAUCCCAGCCUCUGCCGCUCGCUGCGGCUGCCACUGCCGCUGAUCGCCGGCUUCCCCUCCCCCCACACCCGGGGCUCGGAGCAGGAGGAGGAGGGGCCGGUGCGUUCUCGGCUCUGCUCUCUGCAACCUGCGGGGGCCGGUGCAUGCCGGGCUAGGAGCCGGGGCCGCUGCAGGUGCGUGCAAUCCUCCGAGGAGACGGACUCUUCACCCCCGGGCAAACCCGGGAGCUGCAAGCAGAGGGCGGGCGGGCAAGCGAGAGGAAGCAACAAAGACAGGCUGCAGCUGGGGCUGGCGAGAGGGGCUGCGGCCGCCGGCCUCCCAGCGCGGACGGAGAGGGCGCCCUGGGAGAGGCGCGGGCAGAGCUACCGCGGUGAGCCGGGCCCCGAAGGGAGUCGCAGCGCCUCCCGCCGGAUGCAUGGAGGACAGUCUCCGGCGAGGAUGCACCGCCUGAGCGCGCGAGCGGCUGGGGACCCGAGCGGACGCGACCGGUGCUGAGCAGAGUAACCCCCUUCCCCGACUUCGGACAGUGCUUUCGGGCAUAGGAAUCGCCAUCACCUACAGCUCCCUUUCCCACCCGAGGAAAAGCAUCGGCCCCCAAGGGGGGCCUUCCUCGGGCAAUCUUUAUCACCCCUGCAUGGCCGCGAUGCGCAGAUUGGAGCGUCGUGGCCUCUGAGACUUGGUGCCCUUCGCCUGCCUGGCUGACACAGGACCCUGCUGCAGAACGUGCCCCACCUGGGGCUCCCAGCUCAGCCAUGCUGGCCUGUCUGCAGAGGACUCAGAACCCGCCCGGCCAACACCUGGUCUGUCCAAGCAAGAGCCUGGAGCUGCGCAAGUGUGAGUCAGUGGCCAGCCCUAUGCGUUCCUCCCGCUACCCCAGCCCAGCCGAGCUGGAUGCCUACGCCGAGAAGGUGGCCAACAGCCCACUGUCCAUCAAGAUCUUCCCCACCAACAUCCGAGUGCCCCAGCACAAGCACCUGAGCCGCACAGUCAACGGCUACGACACCAGUGGCCAGCGCUACAGUCCCUACCCUCAGCACUCCACCGGCUACCAGGGCCUGCUGGCCAUUGUCAAGGCUGCGGUCGCCUCCUCCAGUUCAGCCGUGCCCUCUGGACACACCAAAGGCGUGCUGAAGAGUGUGGAGGGCAAGCGGACUAAACUGUCCCCGGCCACCGUGCAGGUGGGCAUCGCACCCUACCCGGUGCCCAGCACGCUGGGGCCUUUGGCUUACCCGAAGCCACCCGAGGCGCCCGCCCCACCGCCCAGCCUGCCUGCAGCUGCCACUGCCACCUCUGUGAUCCCUCUGCCGGGCCGGGGCCUCCCCCUGCCACCCUCCAAUCUGCCCUCUAUCCAUAGCAUCCUCUACCAGCUCAACCAGCAGUGCCAAGCCCCAGGUGCUGCACCAGGCGCCUGUCAGGGCGUGGCUGUGCCCCACCCCAGUCCAGCCAAGCAUGGCCCGGUGCCCAACUUCCCUAGCAUGGCUUACUCAGCCACAGCCGGUCUGCCAGACUGCCGGAAAGGCACAGAACUGAGCCAGGGAGCCACACCAGCACUGACACUGCCUGGGGCCACCAAGCCCGCAGGGUAUGCAGACGGUGGCCUGGAUUACCUGCUGUGGCCACAGAAGCCACCCCCACCCCCACCCCAGCCACUUAGAGCCUACAGUAGCAGCACUGUAGCCAACAAGUCCCCGGAGACUUGUGGCGGGCGGGCAUUCGAGAGGGCCAACGGGUCGCCCCACAACUGUGGCGUGGGGCUGCCCACCAGCUUCACCGUGGGCCAGUACUUCGCUGCCCCUUGGAACAGUGUUCUGGUGACGCCUACUAGCGACUGCUACAAUCCAGCAGCAGCUGCAGUAGUGACGGAGCUGGGGCCCGGAGCUGCCAGGGAGCUAACGGCGCCUCCUGCAGACACACUCUCGGGCCUGGCCAGCAAGAGUGUGUGCAACACAGCGGUGCUGAGCAGCAGCCUGCAGUCCCUGGAGUAUCUUAUCAAUGACAUUCGGCCACCCUGCAUCAAGGAGCAGAUGCUGGGCAAGGGCUACGAGACGGUGGCUGUACCGCGGCUGCUGGACCACCAGCACGCCCACAUCCGCCUACCGGUCUACAGAUAAGGUCUGCCCCGCGGGCACACGGACUGACGGGCGGAUGGACAAGGUGCUGGGAGUUGCAGGCCACAGCACAGGGCAGGAUGCUAGCAGGGCGUCCCACCUGCCCUGGGGCCAUGUGUCCUGCACGGCGGUGGGCAGGCAGAUCGACCUCACACAACAGGGCUUCCCCCUGCCCCCAGUUUGCUGCCCUAGGAAGCAGGGAGGGUCCAGGGCUGCCUGUAAGGCCCAUCCUUCCUCCUCGGGGGCGGGGAAAGAGGACCUUCGGCAGACAGGAAGUUCCUUCUGGGGCUCCAGCAGAGGCCCUCAGACCAGGGGUGCUCCAGUCAGCCAAGCCACCCACUCGGUUUCUACCCACAAUGCCCUAGUCUCUCAGAAAAGGAGCGGAAGGAAGCAUGGGGGUCCCUGGGCCCAGAGUGCCCCAUCCCCACCAACUAACCAGGUAAAGACCACUCCGACUCCAGACUCCUAGAGGCCUCAGGACAACUCCCAGCCCCCCAGCCCCGAGCACCCUUCUUACUAGGAAUCAUGCCCCACCCUGCGCUCUCCACUGGCUGGACCCCACCUCUUCUCCUUCCCCUCGGGUACACCUUACAGGGCUGUUGGGGACAGCUGGUGCAUCGCACAAGGGCACCCUGCCCAAGGAGAUGCCACUCGCCUCCUAGACUUGUAUAUUUAUUACAGUCGUCUGCAUUUCGACAAAGGGGCACCAUUUUCCUAUUCGCACAAAGAUGUCACAGGGGCUAGCAAGGGGCCUGUAAAUUCAGACUCUGUUCACAAGGACGAUCUUGCUUCUUGGAGUGUGGGGUCUCCUGGGAAGAAGUAGUGAGGGGGUCACCUACUGGCUAUAACUGGAAUACCCCACCCAGCUCCUUUUCUGCACUCGCCCCUCCUCCCAGGCCUGCACUGUUGGGGGGGGCGGGGGAGGGCGUAGGUAAGUCCAAGAAGUGGUCAAGGCCCUGCAGUCCCCUGGCCCCAGGCGCUCGCUCCGGAAGCAGUACCGUAUCUCUCCAAGGCCUGUCCAAGCACUAAGUGCAUUUACAAAUCUCCGAGAAUGUUUUUUUAUACUAAAAUUGACCAUUAUAUUCUACUGUGAGAAGUGCAGUCUGCACUAUAUUGUUUUAAAAACGAAGAGAAAGAAAAAAAACAGAAAACA